Molecule: messenger RNA, 736 nt
Organism: Myotis daubentonii (Daubenton's bat)
Lineage: Eukaryota; Metazoa; Chordata; Mammalia; Chiroptera; Vespertilionidae
Gene: ECRG4
Product: ECRG4 augurin precursor
Biological process (GO): regulation of cell population proliferation; central nervous system development; anaphase-promoting complex-dependent catabolic process
Source: RefSeq, a predicted model, not a curated record
GGCCAUCCUCCUGCAGCCAGUCCUCCCGCAGCCAGCCCAGCGCGUCCCUCCUGCCCACGGGUGCAGCAUGGCCUCCUCUUUGGUGCGGCCCGCCGUCCUGGCCGCCACCAUGCUGGCACUGUUCCUGCUGCUGUGCCUGGGCCCAAGCGCCACAGGUGGAAAUACACUCAAGCUGAUGCUUCAGAAGCGGGAAGCGCCUGCUCCAAAGAAAGCCGACGUGGCUGUGGACGAGAGCAAAGCUAAGAGCUUCCUGGGCAGCCUGAAGCGCCAGCGCCGGCAGCUGUGGGACCGGACCCGGCCGGAGGUCCAGCAGUGGUACCAGCAGUUCCUCUACAUGGGCUUCGACGAGGCGAAAUUUGAAGAUGAUGUCACCUAUUGGCUAAGCAGAAACCGGAACGGACAUGACUACUAUGACUACCACCACCGUCACUACGAUGAAGAUGCCGCCAUUGGUCCCCGGAGCCCCGACAGCUUUCGGCACGGAGCCAGCGUCAAUUACGACGACUACUGACCAUGGUCCCGCCUGACCGGUGCCAGGAGGGUCCCUCUCCUCUUCCUCACCUGGCACAGGCGGCCUCUGCUGUGCUUGUUUCAGUUGCUCUUUUCUGCCCACUUUCUGUGACCAGCAAGGAGGAGUUCAAACAAGGAAUAUACAUGCCUUUUUAUAUAGCUUAUGCAAGUGCCUAAACGUGCAUUUCUAUAAAAACAGCAAUAAAAGCAUUUUGUUUGUUAAAAA